This is a messenger RNA of Conger conger (European conger), 1353 nucleotides long. RefSeq names its product one cut domain, family member, like (gene onecutl). Lineage: Eukaryota; Metazoa; Chordata; Actinopteri; Anguilliformes; Congridae. The record is from RefSeq and is a predicted model, not a curated record. Bases 1 to 1353 code for a protein of 450 amino acids. The transcript has 2 exons. Gene Ontology annotation, molecular function: RNA polymerase II cis-regulatory region sequence-specific DNA binding; DNA-binding transcription factor activity, RNA polymerase II-specific. Gene Ontology annotation, cellular component: nucleus. Gene Ontology annotation, biological process: regulation of transcription by RNA polymerase II.
AUGGAUGGACAUAUUGGAGAGAUGUCUAUCCAAAGCCAUGCCGAGCUCACACAUACGCAGGAUGGGAGAGCGAUGUUGCAUUCGCGUGACCUCUCCGCUGCCUUUCCACGGCCCCCUUUGGGGGGGUCCACUAUGACCCUUGAGACCCCUGAACACCGACCCCUUGGGCUGGACCAUUCCUUGUCUGCACUUGGCUAUGGGGGGGAUUCACCAACAAGCUGUGGUAGCACCUACACCACACUGACUCCCCUACAACCUCUGGAGGACAAAUUUCACCACCACCACCACCACCACCAUCACCAUCCUUGCUUGCCAGUCAGCAAUGUUAUUGGGAGUUUCACACUCAUGCGGGAGGACAGGGGACUAGGUGGUAACUUCUAUAGCCCUUACACCAAAGACCUUGGAAUGCCACAGAGCCUCUCUCCACCGUCGGCAGGGUCUGGGCUUGGAGCCGCCAUGCACGGGUAUGGUAGCCUGGGAAAUGGCUCUACUGCUGCCGGGGGACAGAUGCUUCCAGGUGGGUAUGAGGUCCACAUCGGGAGUGGCGGCGGCAAUAUCUUCUGCAGGACAACAGAUUUUGGACGGGAAAUGUCCCCUCUGGAGUUUGGAGAUUCAGGCAUUGGGCAUCAGAUAAACAAGAUGGAGGUGCCUCAUCAUGGGCACAGUCAUCACUCUCACAGUUACAGCCAUCAUUACCAACCCCACCACCAAUGCCAGCCGUCCUCCAAAGUGGGCGACCUCCAUUCCAGCUCUUCUCCCAAUGAUAGCCUGCUGCACAGCUCUCCGGGCAGUGGAGGAGGUGGAGAGGAAAUAAACACAAAGGAAGUGGCCCAGAGGAUCAUCACAGAGCUGAAGAGGUACAGCAUCCCACAGGCCAUCUUUGCAGAGAGGGUGCUGUGCAGGUCACAGGGCACGCUCUCUGAUCUUCUGAGGAAUCCAAAACCAUGGGGGAAACUCAAGUCAGGACGUGAGACCUUCAAGAGAAUGUCUAGGUGGCUUCAGGAGCCAGAGUUCCAGAGAAUGGCAUCACUGCGGUUAGAAGCCUGCAAGCGGAAGGAGCUCGAGCAGGGCAAGCUGGAGCGGAACCAGGGCCCCAAGCGGACCCGGCUGGUGUUCACGGAUCUCCAGCGCCGCACUCUCAUGGCCAUCUUCCGGGAGAACCAUCGGCCAGCCAAGGACCUGCAGGUGACCAUCUCCCAGCAGCUGGGCCUGGAGCUCUCCACCGUCAGCAACUUCUUCAUGAACGCCCGCCGCCGCAACGUCAACAGAUGGGCUGACGAGGGCCGCCCGUCCUCCACGGGAUCCUCUGGCUCCAGUGCGUCGUCCUCAGCCGUGUCCUGCAGCACGGCCUGA